Messenger RNA from Columba livia (rock pigeon), 5959 nucleotides. It is a transcript of the gene RAB3GAP2, whose product is annotated as RAB3 GTPase activating non-catalytic protein subunit 2. The coding region runs from base 568 to 4227 and encodes 1219 amino acids. The record is from RefSeq and is a predicted model, not a curated record. The transcript has 35 exons. Lineage: Eukaryota; Metazoa; Chordata; Aves; Columbiformes; Columbidae. Gene Ontology annotation, biological process: regulation of GTPase activity.
UUUCCGGGUUGGGCGGUGGUGGUACCGGCACCAUGUCGUGCGCCCUGGUUCCCUUCGGCCACUUCCAGGACCUGGAGGCGGCCCGCGACUUCCUGUGCCCGCACCGCCGCCAGGGCAGCGCCGCGGCCGGCAGGGAGAGUGGCAAAUCAACAAGCUGGGAAGAUGGUGGCUGGGGAGCCUGGGAUGAAGCAGAAUUACAAGAACCUGAAGAAGAGGAAUCUAACUCCAAGAACCAGAGAAGUUACUGGCUUCAGGACUGUGUGUUGUCCUUGUCACCAACAAAUGACCUGAUGGUAAUAGCUAAUGAACAGAAAGCAGUCUUUUUAGUGCCUAAAUGGAAGCACAGUGACAAGGGAAAAGAGGAAAUGCAAUAUGCUGUUGGCUGGAGCGGCUCUCUGAAUGUUGAAGAAGGUGAAUGUGUGAGUAGUGUAUUGUGUAUCCCGUUGGCAAGUCAGAAGAGGAGUUCCACGGGCCGUCCUGACUGGACCUGCAUUGUUGUUGGCUUCACCUCUGGCUAUGUUCGUUUUUACACCGAGAGUGGCGUUCUGCUUCUUGCCCAGCUUUUAAAUGAAGAUCCUGUCCUACAGCUUAAGUGCAGAACCUAUGAAAUUCCCAGGCAUCCUGGUGUCACAGAACAGGUUUUGUCAGAUUAUUUCAAAAGCGAAGUGGCAGUGUUAUGGGAAUGAAGAACUAAGUAUCUUGUAUCCAGCAGCAAUUGUGACAAUUGAUGGUUUCAGCCUAUUUCAGUCCCUUCGUGCAUGUCGCAAUCAGGUAGCAAGAGCUGCAGCAUCUGGCAAUGAGAAUGUUCAGCCUCCGCCAUUAGCUUAUAAGAAAUGGGGUUUGCAAGAUGUGGAUACGAUUGUUGACCACGCUAGUAUUGGCAUCAUGACACUGUCUCCUUUUGAUCAAAUGAAGACUGCCUCCAAUAUAGGUGGAUAUAAUGCAGCUAUAAAAAACAACCCACCUGCUAUGUCUCAGUAUGUUACUGUGGGAUCCAAUCCUUUCACUGGUUUCUUUUUUGCCCUGGAGGGUAGCUCACAGCCGCUGUUGUCUCAUGUUGCCUUAGCAGUUGCAAGUAAACUGACUUCUGCAUUAUUUAAUGCUGCCAGUGGCUGGCUUGGUUGGAAGAGUAAACAUGAAGAAGAACCUGCCCAAAAACAGAAACCAAAAGUUGAACCUGCAACCCCACUGGCAGUGAGGUUUGGACUUCCAGAUUCCCGUCGUCAUGGUGAAAGAAUAUGUCUUUCUCCUUGUAACACUUUGGCAGCAGUAACAGAUGCUUUUGGAAGGGUUAUUUUACUGGAUGUUACAAGAGGACUUGCAGUCCGCAUGUGGAAAGGAUACCGUGAUGCAGAAGUCGGCUGGAUACAGACAGUAGAGGACCUCCAUGAGAGGGAAACUGAGAAGAUGGAUUUUUCUCCUUUUGGAAAUGCUCAAGGUCCCAGCAGAGUGGCUCAGUUCCUUGUGAUCUAUGCUCCCAGGAGGGGCAUUCUGGAAGUGUGGAGCACGCAGCAGGGGCCUCGGGUUGGAGCCUUCAAUGUGGGGAAGUAUUGUAGAUUGUUGUAUCCUGGUUAUAAAAUAAUGGGUCUAAACAAUGUUACCAGCCAGGGCUGGCAGCCCCAGACUUACCAGAUAUGCCUUGUUGAUCCGAUCUCUGAAAGUGUAAAAACUGUCCAUGUACCUUUCCAUUUAGCACUGAGUGAUAAGAAGAGUGAGCGAGCAAAGGAUAUGCAUCUAGUGAAGAAGCUAAAUGCCUUACUCAAAGCUAAAACCUCAGAUCCAGAUUUGAUUGAAGCUGAAGCAAAGGAAUUAAUACUUGAUAUCAAAUACCCUGCUACAAAGAAACAGGCUCUGGAAAGUAUAUUGACAAGUGAACGUGUGCCACUUUCAUCUCUUACAAACAUCACUCAGACAUUAAUGGAUAAUUUAAAAAAACAGGAGCUUGAGUGUGUGGAUGAAGGACUAUUGCAGUUCUGUGCAAACAAGUUAAAGCUGUUACAUCUUUAUGAACUAGUUAACAAACUAAAUUCCCAAAGCAUACGGAAAGACACUCCACCCUCGGACAAUGACUUGGCUAAACUGCUUCGACUGGAAGAAAAGGAUUUCCAUAGACUCCAGACUUUACUGGAGAACUACAAGAAAGAAAACACUCAAACCCCUGUUCAGUUUGCUGGUGAGAAGGAUGGUGUAUUGUCUGUGAAAAUGUUCUUAGAAUAUUUGGAAUAUGAGAAGGACAUGAUUAAUGUGAAAAAUAUGGAAGACGGAGAAUAUGUGGCUUUAGGCAGCUUUUUCUUUUGGAAGUGUUUGUGUGGGGAGAGUUCCACAGAAGAAAUGUGUCGUGUGUUGGAAUCAGCACAUUUUAGACCUCAAGGCUUGUUGUCACUCCUUCUCAAUUUAUGGCUUUCCAAGGAAAAAGAUAUUCUAGACAAACCAGAUUCUGUCAGUUGCCUUCACACUAUGCUGUCACUUCUCAGCAAAAUGAAAGUUGCUAUAGAUGAGUCGUGGGAUACGCAGUCGGUUUCCCCCUGGUGGCAGCAAAUGCGGUCAGCUUGUGUUCAGUCUGAAAGUAAUGCCGCUGCCUUGUUGUCUGCUCACGUUGGACAUUCUGUAACUGCGCAGAUAAUCGACAGCGUGACAGAGAAGAAGUCUUCCCAAAUAACUGUAGGUUCGGACACGGAAUCCUGGGAAGCACUUUCCCUUGAUAGCGAAUAUUGGAAGCUUUUGCUGAAACAGUUAGAGGAUUGUCUGAUACUUCAAACACUGCUGCAUAGCAAAGUGAGCAACAGGACAAAAAGAGUUUCUUCACUCCAGACUGAGCCUUUGGGCAGGCUUUCUGUAAAGAAAUUGCUCGAAGCUGGAAAAGGAGGUAUUGCUGACACUGUAGCAAAGUGGGUUUUUAAACAAGGCUUCAGUCCUCUUGUACUGGAUUUGGCCCAACACAGGAACAAUGCAGAUAGUACUAAAGAAUCUAUGGAAACACAUACUAAUAUCUCUCUUGAGGAACCAGAAGCAGAUGCAGGCUUGGAAACAAUCCUUGAGCUGCUGCAACUGGCGUAUCGGCAAUUUCCAUGUAGUCUCAAGGUGGAUGUGCUCCACGCCCACUGCUGUUGGGAAUAUGUCGUGCAGUGGAAUAAGGAUCCAGAGGAAGCAUGUUUUCUCAUUAGGUCUAUAGAUCAUCUAAGAUCCAUCAUUAAUGCUCACGUCCAGCAUGGUAUCGCUCUGAUGAUGUGGAAUACAUUCAUAGUGAAAAGGCUUUCUUCUGCUACCUAUCUAAUGGACAAGGUUGGAAAAGCUCCAAAGGACAGAUUGUGCAGAAGGGACGUAGGUAUGGGUGACACUGCAAUGACAGCUUUUCUUGGCUGCUGUUCAGAUCUUCUGCAAACGUUGCUAGAGGCUGACGUUAGCAGUGAUGAAAUGCAGGCCCCUGUCUUAGACACCGAAGACGCUUGGAUGUCGGUGGAAGGACCAGUAUCAAUAGUGGAACUCGCCCUUGAGCAGAAACGCAUUCACUACCCCCUGGUCGAACACCAGUUUGUGUUAUGUAUGAUCUUGUAUGCCAUCAUGAGGUUUUCUUUGAGGAGCGUCAAGCCUCUUUCGCUGUUUGAUAGCAAGGGCAAAAAUGCGUUUUUCAAAGACCUUACUUCAAUUCAGCUGCUACCUAGUGGGGAUAUGGAUCCAAAUGUGUUAUCCAUACGACAACAGUUCUUGGUCAGAGUUGUGAGUGCAGCGGUCCAAACACUAUGUUCAUCACAGAAGGCCAAAGAAGUCUCAGAAGAGGAAUUGUUUCCUUUUGAAAAGGGGAAGAAUUGGCCAACUUUGGCUGUGGACCUGGCUCAGUAUCUUCAAGUCUCUGAGGAUGUGGUCAGAAGGCAUUAUGCCUGUGAGCUGUAUAGUUAUGGGAUGGAUCAUCUUGGUGAAGAGGCCUUUCUUCAGGUGACUGACAAAGAAGUGCUGGCAUCGCAGCUGCUCGUGCUGGCUGGGCAGAGACUGGCCUUUGCUUUACUUCAUACGCAGACAAAGGAGGGGAUGGAAGUCCUCGCUAGGCUGCCUCCAACGCUGUGUACUUGGAUCAAAGCUAUGGAUCCUCAGGAACUUCAGAACGUUGAAGUGCCAAUCGCAACGACAGCAAAGCUGGUUACCAAGGUCAUCGAGCACUUACCGGAGAACCACGGGCAGUACGGCCUGGCCUUGAACCUGAUCGAGGCCGUGGAGGCCAUCGCAUCGUGACAGCGCCGCUCUGCUGUGGAUGGAGCACGGCAGUGCGUGAUGUUACACAAGGAGGCUGAACCUUACAGAAGUAGUAAACUGUUGUGUGGCUCUUGUUAAAAACACCGCUCCCCAUCUCAGAAGGUAAUUUUAAAUUGGAGUAUAUUUUAAAUUCUGCACUAGUACAAAGAUGUUUAGUUUCUAGUACACUUGUCAGUAUCUGAAAUGCUUGGUUAUUUAUUUCUGACUUGAGCGCUUUUUGCGGUAGUCUAAAUUGGAUAUAUAUUUGACAGCAGUUUUAGUCCAUUUACAAAAUCACAUCUUGUGAAAUUCUGUAUUUCAUGCUGGCAGUCACUGCUGCAGUUUCAAUGUUCCAUGUAUGAUUUGUUUUUCAAAACAAGCUGUAGAAUUAGACCCGAGAAAAACUUCAGUCUCUGAAGUCACCAUGUAAAGCCAAUGCUGCUUUUUCAGAAGCUCGAGCUGGUGUUGGGCUCAAGCCUUGUAACCGCAUUAUAUGUGACAAUGACGACUGCACUAGACGUAGGAUGAAACGUGCUGGGGCCUUAUGCAAAGGGAGAACAGCCCACACUGAGAAACAGCUUGGGGAGGACAAUCCAAUUCUCCAGACACAAAUACAGACUCAGCUUUUAGUCCGGAUCUCCCAAUGUUGUCUCUAGGCUGCCGGGCUUCAGCUAAAACUGGAUUUACAUCCUUCUUUAUUACUAUGCUCUGCUGAGUUUAAGUAGGUCAAAGAGUGUCUUGCUGUAAGGUUGUUCCCCCAUCUUAUCACUGUAGAAGACGUAGUAUGCUAUAAAUCUCUGCGUAUGUUAACUUGUAGUCAAAAACUGCUUACGUAGUUGACCCAACUUCACUGAUGAUCUAUAGUACUAACUACUUUAGCCUUAAAGAAACCACUUUUAUUUACGAUACCUACAGGGAAUCAUAUAGUGAGUAUCUUCACUCUUGGAGUGGUAUUAAACAUGAUUAUCUUUCAUCAGUUAGUAAUGUUUACUUUCUACCUAAAGGAAGCCAGGAGAGGAAAAAUAAAAUUGUUGUAAACUGUUUUUGUGUUGAAGUCAGCUGAACUUGCCAUCUCGUGACCCGCUUUCAUAGUAUUCUGCCUGGCUGGAGACAGAAUUUGGUCUCACCUUUCUGAAGUAUGUGCUGCUGUCAUCUAAGGGUUAGACUCCCCCUAAAAAAAUGGUUACGGAGGUGGCUUGUCCUACAGCCUCCUUCAUGGGUUCAGCAUCUGCACUUUAAUGUAGCUGAUGAAGGCUUCUUGAAAUGUUUUGAUAUUAAAUGUGUGGCUUCCUGUAGUGACAGGAGAUCACACAGCGUAAAUAGCAAGAAUUCUAAUAAGAGUAAGUGGCCAGCCCUGAUCUGUGUUUUGCGUACUUCCAUGACUGAGGUUUAAACAGCUGUAGGGGAAAAAGGGGAGAAGGCAAGAUCGUACAGGUGGCUUUACUACCUUGCCUGACAGCACUUCAAACUUCUGCAGAAAUGAGUAUGCCAGAGAUUUUGGUCAUUAUGGAACCUGAGGAAAACCAAAAAUGUUUCUUAGUUGCAUUUACAUUCCUGUAUCCUGGUACAGCUGUGUGAAGGAUUUUACUGUAACUGAGUAUCAUGUCAGAGCGGACACACUACACCAAUCAAAUCUGUAAUGUAUUGUAAGUAAUACUCUGUAUAUAGUGCUAUUUUGUGUCUAAUUUGCUGUGGAUUUGUGUAAAUUGAAUAAAUAAAAUUUGAGGUUUCA